AUGUCAACGCCCACCACCCCCAACGCCCACUACUACCCGCCCCGCCCCACCUCCCUCAUCCACGCCUACUCCUAUCCCCAACCGCUCGGCCCUCCACCCGUCCCGUCGCCUUCACGCUCGCAUCAACACACUUUUCUCCAACACAGGACGUCGAGUCUGCGUGAUCCACCAGAGGGCGCGACGGGUUCGCCGGACGUAGGAGAGCGGGAAGGGGAGAAUCAGCGGCAGAUGUCGCAUCAACCACCGACGCCGGUGACCGCCAAUUCGACAGUCGGUAACCCCGCCCAGCCUGUCAAGGUCGCCAAGGGGAGAAGAAAGAAGGACGCGUGA
This is a messenger RNA of Cryptococcus wingfieldii CBS 7118, 330 nucleotides long. RefSeq lists its product as hypothetical. NCBI's taxonomy places the organism in Eukaryota, Fungi, Basidiomycota, Tremellomycetes, Tremellales, Cryptococcaceae. The coding region runs from base 1 to 330 and encodes 109 amino acids. The record is from RefSeq and is a predicted model, not a curated record. The transcript has a single exon.